Molecule: messenger RNA, 759 nt
Organism: Dacryopinax primogenitus
Lineage: Eukaryota; Fungi; Basidiomycota; Dacrymycetes; Dacrymycetales; Dacrymycetaceae
Exons: 4
Coding region: 1-759 (252 amino acids)
Source: RefSeq, a predicted model, not a curated record
AUGUCUCUUGACCAAGCAAUGAGCUGGUGCCCUGACAGGAGGGAGGCAGGCAGGUCUAAAUUUCAAUUGCCCAUCUACAAGAACAAGAACAAACAUGGCCUGCCUGGGGCCAAGCAAAAGGAAUGGGCACAGUGCAAGCUCAAGCACAAUUUGAACUGCUUGCAACAUGCCAAAGCUGCCAAGCUGCUUGACAUCACAGAACAAGCAUGGAUCCAGACACUUGACGAGAUCUCCAUUGACACAGGGAUCUCCAAGAACAUCUUGAAUGCAAACAUAAAGGGGAGGAAGGCUGGCUACUUUGACAACAAGUGCGGCAUGAGCUUGCACAAUGCAGCCAAGCAUCUGCUUGCUGAAGAGGCUUGGGCAAGAGGUGACAUCUUCUACUGGGCCUUGCCCAAGAACCAGCACAUCAUCAACUCCAAGGUGGAAUGGCUUUGUGGCCAUCCAGAAGCUGCUCUCUCCAUAGAGCAAUUGAUCUUGGCCAAGCAGGGGAACAAGCAUCUUCAAGUCCGGAUCCCUGCCCAUGCUCAUCUUGCCAACACUGUCCUCAUUCAAGAUACAUUUGAGAAAGAGGCAAGAGGCCAUGCUUGUGGCUUUGUUGUGCAGGGCAACAUCAAGGACCACGCCAAGCUGCACUUCUUUGGGGAUGAACUUUGCAAGCAGUUCUUCAAGGAGAUUAUUGGUUACCCCAUCUUGCAGAUUGCCAUGGGCUUGGAGGCAUACUGUACAAGCAGAGGCACUCAAGGCAAGUACAUCUGA